AUGGGCAAAGGGUUUCAGAAUUUCAUGAGCAAGAAGGACUUCCAUCCUUCGGCGUGGUGGAACAUUAAAAAAGUGUGGGAGGCUCGACAAAAGGAAGACAUGGAAAAAAAGAGGCAGGAGGAGUUACGAGUUCAGUAUGAGAAGGAGCAAGAUAUUUUAAAUAAUCGAGCAUUAUUAGGAGAUAAGAAAGCUGCAAUGGGUCUUUCGUUUAUGUAUGAUGCUCCUUCAGGAAUCAACAAAAAAGAGGAGGAGAAACCAGAACCCAAGUUUGAAUGGCAAAGGAAAUAUAAUGCUCCUCGUGAGGAUUGGGCGAAAAAUAAUGAUGCUAUUAUGGAUCAACCUUUCGGUAUCCAAGUUCGCAAUGUCCGGUGUGUAAAAUGUCAUACUUGGGGUCACUUGAACACUGAUCGCGAGUGUCCUUUGUAUAACAUGAGCGGGAACUUUGAAGAUGCUGGAUACUCAAAUAACCCGUCAGAUCUGAUUAAGCAGUUGAGAAAAGAUCGGGAAACAGGAAGAAUAUUUCAAGGAGAAGUUAGUGAAACCCCUUUGCCUCGAUUAAAGAGGAAAAAAGGUGAUGAGGACGAGGAGUGGUUAGAAUUUACCAAUGAACAGCUUGCGGAGAACAUGAAGGCUGAACAUGGACUUGCUCUAAAAUCGGCAGUGCUUAACAAUAUGCGAGCAGAAGAGCAUAUUGUUGUUAUUAUAUUCCGUAUUUCUCAAAUAUGGUUUUGCAGAAAGGUUUUUAAUCAAAAUAAAGGCGCUGACAAAAAUGACAAGAAAGGAAAGAGGAGAAAGAAGGAGAAAAAGAAGAAGGAUAAGAAGCGUAAGCAUCGAGAUGCCGAUAAGUUACUCUACAAGUCUAAAAUGUGUGUCUUUAACGGAACUGUUUCUUUUUUAAUUCAAAAAGAUCACUCCACUUCCUGUUUGAUAACGAAGUUUUGUGCAAAAAAUUAUGACAUCAGCUUCUUAUGA
Enterobius vermicularis (human pinworm) is the source of this 972-nucleotide messenger RNA. Lineage: Eukaryota; Metazoa; Nematoda; Chromadorea; Rhabditida; Oxyuridae. The record is from the annotation of a GenBank genome assembly.